Messenger RNA from Phyllostomus discolor (pale spear-nosed bat), 4033 nucleotides. It is a transcript of the gene APTX, whose product is annotated as aprataxin. Gene Ontology annotation, cellular component: nucleus. Gene Ontology annotation, biological process: single strand break repair; double-strand break repair. The record is from RefSeq and is a predicted model, not a curated record. Lineage: Eukaryota; Metazoa; Chordata; Mammalia; Chiroptera; Phyllostomidae. The transcript is spliced from 8 exons. Bases 2317 to 3345 code for a protein of 342 amino acids. Gene Ontology annotation, molecular function: double-stranded RNA binding; single-strand break-containing DNA binding; single-stranded DNA binding.
UGGGACAAGACUGUGCAUAUGGGGAAACACUACGGUUUUGUACGUUUUCACCGUAGUUGCACAGUCUGCUGUGGGAUGGUUUUUAGCUCCUGCUCUCAUCCUACCUUUACUGUUAACGAGAGUGGUAAGAGUUUGGAAUGCUUACAUUUUCUCGGCAUUGAUCUUUACAUGCUUCCUCAUUUAGCCCUUGUAGUGUAGAGAGUUAUUAAUAUUGUUUCACAGCCAAAGAAGUAAAGGCUUAGGUUAAACAACUGGCCUCAGGUCACACAGUGAGUAGGUGGUGGAGCCACAGUUUGAACUCAAGCAUUUGGACUUCAGAGCCCUGGGCGUAAUCCACUUUUCUAUAUUGAUUAUUCACCUGUUCCUUAGGCUCCCGUACACUUCACUUCAUUGUUAUCUACUAUUUUAUGGGGAAAAUUGAAGGCAUCAGAUGUGCUUUUCCUCAAAUUUCUGCCUCCUUCCCUUUAACGAAGCCGUCUGGGUUUACACCCACCUUUACCUUAAGAUAAGCUAUAUCCUCUGAUCAAAGCAAGUCUUCAUCUGUGUUUCUGACCUUUGUUUUAUACUCUCACCUAUGAGACUUUGUUUUCAUUUGUCUUUUCUGCCCCUGUCCCAGUCAUGUAUAAACAAGGUCAGAUUUCUCAGAUUUCUGGCCAUCCUUCACCCCCACUCCCACCUGUAAGCAAGAAAGAAAAGAGAAAGUUCUUUGUGAUCAUCUUCCAUUAGCUGCCAUCCAGCAACUCUUCCCCUUCUUACCCAAGGUGUUUUAAAGCAUAUUCUAAAUUCUGUCUCCAUUUAUUCACCUCCCACUUCCUUCUGCAGUCUACCUUUUAGACCUGUUAUUCCCCUGAAAUUUUACUCUAAGGUAACCAGUGGUUACUUCUCAAACCAGAUAGACAUUUAAAAAUCGUUACUGGAUCCCUUUGCUGCUUUUGAAACUUGGAUGCCUCUCACUUCCUUCUCCUUUGUUUUCCAGGAUAAUGCACUCAGCUGAUUUGUUCAGUGAACAUUUAUUAUUAUUUAGAUGAAUAAGACAAAGUGCCUUUCCUUAAGGAGCUUAUAUUUUAGCUAUUUCUCCAGGUUCUUCUCACACCAGUCAUUUCUCCUGUGAUUAGAUUCUAUCCUCUCCUAAAAUGUUGGGUUUUUCCAAUGCUUGUGGCUUUGGCCCACUGUUAUUUUCAUUCUGUACACACUGCUCAGUGAGCAUAUCACCUGGCUUGGUUUUAACUCCCUACACGCUCUCAAAUAGGAAUUGUCAUCUAAGACCCCUUUUCUGAGUUCUACCUUCACCUCUGACUACCCUGCCAGAUGGCUCUGCCUGUAAGUCCAACAGGCAGUUUAAAUUCAGAGGCCCCAAACCGAACUCAGUAACUUCGUUGAACUUAUUCUGUCACAUUCAUCACUAAAUCCCGGUGAUUUCACUCCCUAAAUGUUUCUCAAAUCUGUGCUCUCUGCUUUGUCUCUACUAUUGUCCUACUUUAGGCUCAUCAUCUCUUACCUGGAACAUGGGUUUCUAACUGGUUUCCCUGUCUCUAGUUCUGUUCCCCACAUAAUUGUUCUCCAGACUACCUACCUCCUCCCCUAAAAGAUCUUUGAAAACAUCUGUGUCAGAGUCCUGCUUAAUAAUCUUUAAAGAGCUAUUCUUUCAUCUGAUCUUUUCUCUCAUUCAGUAAAUAUUUAUUGUUUACUGAAUUGCAAAAUCCAUUGGAACUUCUAAAAUUUGAGCUACUUAGCCACUCACCCAGGGCUCUGCUUCAUUUGGACCUUUUUACAUCUCCAGCCUCUUUCCUGCCUCAUACUUUAGAUUGCAGCAACAUCGAACUGCUUCUUCAUAUGCAUGGUGCUGUUUCUUUGUGUAUUUGCCUUUGCUGUUCCCUUUUAUUAGAAUCUUCUCCUUGAUUUCUUUCUUCACUUUCUGCUUUUUACCUAAUUAGGCUGCUCCCUCUUACCUAAUUAACCUGGGUUAUAUUCAAUAUAUAGGACUCAUUUUUAGGCCCGCCUCCUGUAGGAGAUUUUUCUUGACACCUCCUUUUUCCAGCUCUAGGUUGGGUACUCCACCUUUGUGCUCCCAUGAAACCCUUUUGAUGUCAAGUAUGUUGUGUUAUAUUUGUAUCAUACAAUACAAAUAAGAUGUAUUAUGUCUUUACUCCUAGCACCAGAAUGGCACAAGGAACAUACUGGGCAUGAAGUAACUAUUUUUAUCCUUACCUGAGGAUAUGUUCAUAGAUUUGAGAGAGAGAGGAAGGGAGAGAGAAGCAUUGAUCAGUUGCCUCCCAUAUACACCCUGACUGGGAAUCAAACCCACAGCCUAGAGUAAUGAUGCGGGUGUGCUGGUUGGUGAGACAGGACAACCGGCACCAGCGGAUCAAACUUCCACAUUUGGAAGCAGUCACCAUUGGGCGUAGCCCAGAGACUAAGAUCACCGAUAAGAAAUGUUCUCGACAGCAAGUACAGUUGAAAGCAGAGUGUAACAAAGGAUACGUCAGGGUAAAGCAGGUAGGGAUCAAUCCCACCAGCAUUGACUCAGUCAUAAUUGGGAAGGACCAAGAGGUGAAGCUGCAGCCUGGCCAGGUUCUCCACAUGGUGAAUGAACUUUAUCCAUAUAUUGUAGAGUUUGAGGAGGAGGCAAAGAGCCCUGGCCUGGAGACACACAGGAAGAGAAAGAGGUCAGGCAGCAGUGAUUCUGUAGAAAGGGAUGCUGCCCCGGAAGCUGAGCCCAGUACAGCACUGCAGCCUGGGAGUAACUCUAGCCAAUGCUUUGUGCCCCCAAACAAGGAAACAGAUGCAUCUACCAAAAAGGAGUCAUUGGGCCAUUGGAGUCAAGGCUUGAAGAUUUCUAUGCAGGACCCCAAAAUGCAGGUUUACAAAGAUGAGCAGGUGGUGGUGAUUAAGGAUAAAUACCCCAAGGCUCGUCACCACUGGCUGGUUUUACCGUGGGCCUCCAUUUCCAGUCUGAAGGCUGUGACCAGGGAACACCUUGAGCUCCUCAAACACAUGCAUGCUGUGGGGGAAAAGGUGAUUGCAGAUGUUGCUGGGUCCAGCAAACUCCGCUUUCGAUUGGGCUACCAUGCCAUUCCCAGCAUGAGCCAUGUCCACCUUCAUGUCAUCAGCCAGGAUUUUGAUUCACCUUGUCUUAAAAACAAAAAACAUUGGAAUUCUUUUAAUACAGAAUACUUCUUAGAAUCACAAGCUGUGAUUGCGAUGGUACAAGAGGCUGGCAGAGUGACUGUCCGAGAUGGGAUGCCUGAACUCUUGAAGCUGCCCCUGCGUUGUCAUGAGUGCCAGCAGCUGCUGCCUUCCAUUCCUCAGCUGAAAGAGCAUCUCAGGAAGCACUGGCCAGAGUGAUUCUGUGGAGCCUGAGCGUCUGCAGCAAGUAUGACUGAAUGUUUACAGCAAAUUCCUGGAACCUGUUCUGGACUGCUUGUGAACUUUUACUUAUUUCUUGAACUAAAAAAUACAGGCUUUUUUUUUUUUUUUUUUUUAACAAAGCUCAUACUAUUCCUGAGUGGCUACAAUGGGGAGUGACUCGAAAUGGUUCCGGAAUUUGGGUUUGUCAUGAAUGUGUUCUCUGGUUGGUGAGGGUGGUUGGGAUACACCUGAUCAUCUCUAUUACCCAUGUCAGCUCUGACUAAUAUGAGCAAAACUAUGUUCAAACUGACCUAAUGCAGGAAUGGAAGCAGAGGGUGAACUAUGUAUAUCUUCUCCUUAUAGUUAUCCUUCCUGCCUGGAGACAUUCAAUAACCUUUCCUCAGAGCAGCCAGAGGGGUCCCUUGUUUAUCCUGAAAGGCACCGUUUGGUUCUGUUCUCUGAUCGUGUGUAAUUUAAAAGUUUUUUUCAAUUAAAAAUUUUUUUCAAUUACAGUUUACAUUCAAUAUUACCUUAUAUUAGUUUCAGGUAUACAGUAUAAUGGUUAGAUAACCAUAUACUUUGCAAAGUGUUCCCCCUAGUAUUUUCAGUACCCAGUUGGCACCGUACAUAAUUAUUAUAAUAUUAUUGAUUAUAUUUUUUUCAAAGAUUUUAUGUAUUUAUUUUU